This is a messenger RNA of Aspergillus pseudotamarii, 758 nucleotides long. RefSeq lists its product as uncharacterized. The record is from RefSeq and is a predicted model, not a curated record. NCBI's taxonomy places the organism in Eukaryota, Fungi, Ascomycota, Eurotiomycetes, Eurotiales, Aspergillaceae. The coding region runs from base 218 to 628 and encodes 136 amino acids. The transcript has a single exon.
AGACAGCGACGACGCACUCCAAGGUUAAAUGGGUGAUGUCGAGUCGCAAUCGACUUGACAUCGAACAGCGAUUGGGGGCCUGUCAAAUAACAAAUGAGCUUCGUCUUGAACUGAAUCCAGAGAAUAUUUCUAGCGCCAUGAACAACUUCAUACAAAAGUCUCCCAGCUUGGCUCGUUACAACGUCAUCUGGAUAUACAGGAACAGGUCAAGGAUAAAAUGCGUCGGAAGUCUGAUGGGACAUUUCUAUGGGUAGCACUGGUGAUCGACGAGCUUCGCAAAGACGUCAGCACCUGCUGCACUGGUUGGAGUGUUGAGGCCUCAUGCGAGAAAUCGCAGUCGGGAUCUCGAUUAUCAAGAUGCUGCUGCAGGAUUGUCAGGCAAGUUAGCCCAGUGUGCAUAAGCAAGGUUUCUGACAGACUGCAGUCAUUACUCGGCCGCCAGCUAUUCAAGUUGAUGCAAAAUGCCAUGAGACUGACUCUCACAUACAGACCGACAAUCGAGCAAGCUCCUCUGCAGGUAUACAGUUCGGCCAUCACCUUUUAUCCCCAGGAGAGUGAAAUUAAGAGACAAUUCUGGGACGAUAGAUUGCCAUUCGUCAAAGCAGUUACAGGAAUUCGAGAGGACUAGUCCGGGUGGCUGCAAACACUCGAAGGUCACGAGGAUGUACACUUGUACCCGUCUUUACUCAUCGCUCAUUGAGAUCAAAUCACUCAGUGGUGAAUCAAGUAUUUUUUCCCCGUCCGAGGGUCGCUUGGGG